AGGGAGGCUGUGUCACCUGACCAGGACUCCGGAGGGGCAAUGGCGGCGCCCGUGCUGCUCUGGUGCUGCCCUGGAAGGCGUUGGGCUUUAGCCUGCAUUGACCACAGUUCUCGCCGCGGAAGAGGGGCCCCGACAGGGUACCGGUGCAGUGGAAAAAGGGGGCAGAGCUCAGUGGCUCCGCAGCACCUCGUCACGGCCGGGAAGCCGAGGAAAGGUGAACACGAAUGGGCAGCUGUGGUAGGUCUGGAAAUUCAUGCCCAGAUCUCCUCCAAUUCGAAACUCUUCUCUGGAUCUCAAGUCCACUUUGUGGCACCUCCAAAUUCCUUGGUAUCAUUUUUCGAUGCAUCUCUGCCUGGAACUCUGCCGGUUCUCAACAGGAGGUGCGUAGAGGCAGCAGUGAUGACAGGCCUGGCCCUGAACUGCCGCAUAAACAAGAGGUCCUUGUUUGACAGGAAGCACUACUUCUAUGCAGACCUCCCUGCAGGCUACCAAAUUACCCAGCAGAGGCUCCCAAUCGCUGUGAACGGGAGCCUGGCCUACAGCGUCUGUGUGGGGAUGAAGCGGAGUCAGGUGAUCAACAAGACAGUGAGGAUCAAGCAGAUCCAGCUGGAGCAAGACAGCGGCAAAAGCCUCCACGAUGACCUGCGGUCUCAGACGCUCAUUGACUUGAACAGGGCAGGAGUCGGCCUUCUGGAAGUGGUCCUGGAACCAGACCUGUCCUGUGGAGAAGAGGCGGCCAUGGCGGUCAGGGAGCUGCAGCUGAUACUUCAGGCCCUGGGGACCAGCCAGGCCAACAUGGCAGAGGGCCAGUUGAGAGUGGAUGCCAAUAUAUCUGUGCAUCGCCCUGGGGAGCCUUUGGGUGUUCGAACUGAAGUGAAGAAUCUCAACAGUGCCAGGUUCUUGGCCAGAGCCAUAGAUUAUGAAAUUCAGAGGCAAAUCAGAGAACUUGAGAAUGGAGGCGAAAUUCUGAAUGAAACUCGCUCCUAUGAUUACAAGCUGGGGUGCACUGUGCCAAUGAGAGACAAGGAAGGAAAACAAGACUACAGGUUUAUCCCCGAACCCAACCUGCCUCCCCUGCUGCUCUACGACUCGGCGUCUCUGCCUGCUGGCGCAGACCCGCAGCAGGUGAUCAACGUUGACCAGAUUCGGGAGCAGCUCCCCGAGCUCCCCAGCGUGACCCGGGAGAAGCUUGUUCAGCAGUAUGGGAUGCUGCCGGAACAAAGCCUCACCUUGCUGAAUGAAGUUGGCCUACUGGAGUUCUUCCAAAAUGUGAUCAAAGAAACUAGGGCAGAGCCCAAAAAAGUGACUAGUUGGGUCCUCAACACUUUUCUGGGUUUUUUAAAGCAACAGAACCUUGCCGUCAGUGAGAGUCCUGUCACACCGUCUGCACUGGCCGAGCUCCUUGACCUGCUGGACAGGAAAGCAAUUUCAGCAGCAGCAGCCAAACAGGUGUUGAAGGAACUGUGGGGGAGUGAAGGGAAGACGCCAGCGCAGAUCGUUUCAGAGAAGAAGCUUGAACUGAUGCAGGACCAAGAGGCCCUGGAGCAGCUCUGCCAGGCCACACUGGAGGAACAUCCACAAGUGGUAAUGGAUGUGAAGAAGGGAAACCCCAGAGCUAUCAAUAAACUGAUUGGGCUGGUCCGAAAAGCGACUCUCAGCCGAGCAGAGCCCACUGUGAUCAAAGAGAUACUGGAGAAGAAGCUGUCGUCAUCGUGAGGUAGUUCGGGUCCCUCUGCCUGAGGGAGGCGGCACAGCCGGGACACAGGGCAGAGCCUUGAAACCCGGCGUCCCCGUCCCUGAGCCAGCCAGAGCAGGGGCCACACCUGACCUGUGCGCCUUGGGGGCCGCCUCGCCCCGUCUGUGUCGCUGGCGUCAAAGCCGCACCAGCUCAGCUGCAACUGGGGUUAAGACACAGCACAUUCCGGUGCUUAGUAAUUCUGAACUAAAGGAAAGGCACUGUUUCAAAUGCUGUCACCUUUCUAAGAAGAAUUUAUUCUGCAGUAUUUUUAGCCUCAAAAAUAGGUUGAUGGAGAGAAAGACUGAAGAAUAAAUCCACUGGUGGCGUAAACAUAAGGCUUGUUCAGCGAGGUCUCCCGAGGGCAGGAAAGGAGGCUGUUAGUCUUCUAUCAGGUAUCGGUACUGUUCAGCCCCUAGGGACUCCAGAAGGCAGUGCUCUGAAAAUGAAGAAUUUUUUUGUAAAGUAGACAACAGACGUUUUCAAAUAAAUUUAAUGAAUAAAAUAUAUACUGAAA
This is a messenger RNA of Artibeus jamaicensis (Jamaican fruit-eating bat), 2252 nucleotides long. It is a transcript of the gene GATB, whose product is annotated as glutamyl-tRNA amidotransferase subunit B. The transcript has 13 exons. Gene Ontology annotation, molecular function: glutaminyl-tRNA synthase (glutamine-hydrolyzing) activity. Gene Ontology annotation, biological process: mitochondrial translation; glutaminyl-tRNAGln biosynthesis via transamidation. Lineage: Eukaryota; Metazoa; Chordata; Mammalia; Chiroptera; Phyllostomidae. The record is from RefSeq and is a predicted model, not a curated record. The coding region runs from base 40 to 1716 and encodes 558 amino acids.